Molecule: messenger RNA, 763 nt
Organism: Oncorhynchus keta (chum salmon)
Lineage: Eukaryota; Metazoa; Chordata; Actinopteri; Salmoniformes; Salmonidae
Product: glutamate receptor ionotropic, NMDA 2A-like
Exons: 4
Coding region: 1-609 (202 amino acids)
Source: RefSeq, a predicted model, not a curated record
AUGGAGGAUGUGGAGUCUACAUUCUUCCAGUUUGGAGCGUCUCUGAUGCAGGAGGCGUUACUGAUGAUGAACAUCAUGGAGGAAUAUGACUGGCACAUCUUCUCUAUAGUCACCUCUAAGUUCCCCGGGUACCAGGAGUUUAUAAAUGUCCUGCGUGUGACGGUGGACCACAGCUUUGUGCGUUGGGAUCUUCAGAGCGUCGUCACGCUGGACGCUGUGGACGGAGACGCCAACUCUAAAGCUCAUAUCCAGCUGAAGAGGAUCCAGAGUCCUGUUAUACUGCUGUACUGCUCCAAGGAGGAGGCUAGGUAUAUAUUGGAAGAGGCCAGGUCUCUAGGUCUGACUGGGUCGGGCUACAUCUGGAUCGUACCAAGUCUGACCACAGGGAACCCCGACUUCACCCCAGACAUCUAUCCCCUGGGGAUGAUCUCUGUGUCCUACAACGAGAUGGAGUAUCCCUUGGAGAGCCGCCUUAGAGACGGAGUGGGCAUCAUCGCCACGGCAGCCGUCGCCAUGCUGAGGGAGAAAGGGGAGGUGCCAGAACCCCAAGGGAACUGCUACAGCCAAUCAGAGAAGGGAAAGACUCUGCCCAGCGCCCUGAGAGGGUAAAAGAGGGAGUGGUGUGUGUGUCCUAUCAAAAUCAAAUAACAUUUUAUUUAUCACAUAAUGCCCCACAAUGUCAAUACGUUGUAGAAGCACCUUUUGGCGGCAAUUACAACUUUGAGACGUCUUGGGUAUGUCUGGAUCAGCUUUGAGUCGUCUU